Messenger RNA from Salvelinus namaycush (lake trout), 3113 nucleotides. RefSeq names its product M-phase phosphoprotein 9-like. Gene Ontology annotation, cellular component: centriole. Bases 94 to 2058 code for a protein of 654 amino acids. The transcript has 14 exons. The record is from RefSeq and is a predicted model, not a curated record. Lineage: Eukaryota; Metazoa; Chordata; Actinopteri; Salmoniformes; Salmonidae.
CAGUAGAAUAACCCGUGUAACUGAUGCGUACUGAGCAGUAGAAUAACCCGUGUAACUGAUGCGUACUGAGCAGUAGAAUAACCCGUGUAACUGAUGCAUUCUGAGCAGUACUCCUUCUUUCUCCUCUUCCCAUUCACUCUCUUCCCAAUUUUCCUCAUCUUUUCCCAACUUCCUAUCCUCCCCUCUUUCUCCAGGCUGAGAGAGAAUCUGAGGGAGAAACACUGUCGUCAUGUAGCUGAUCUGAAGGCUUACUAUGAGGCGGAGAUCAAACUCCUCAGAGACAAACUGGACCUGAGAGACCUGCCACACGACCUAGAGCAGAGCAACCACACACUCAGACAGAGGUGUGCUCAGCUAGAGAGGGCUCUGUCUGAAGCCAGCAGCCGUAUCCAGGAGCUGGAGAACAAGAACUCCAUCCUGGAAAAACAACUGGCUGACUGGCCGGAGCGCUACGCCACAGCCUGCUCCACGGCAACGUCCCUGCAGCAGCGAUUGGACGAAAACAGGCGGUCAGUCAGGGAGAAGGACGCCUCAGCUGGCUGCCUCAGGACCCGGGUCCGGCAGCUAGAGGAGGCCUUGGAGAACACCUGCAGAGAAACAGAAGAGAAGGAGGCCAGGAGGGAGAGGGAGUACAAGAUGCUGCAGGACCUUCUGGGGGAGUAUGACUCUCUGAGGAAAGAGCACGAGGGGGUGAAGGACAACCUGAUGUCUUCAGAGAACAAGCUGUUUGAUGCCAACGAGCAGAUCUCUAGACUAAAAAGGGUGAUCUGUAAGAUGGAGAGCCAGGUGAAUCAACUGGAUUAUGUGAACCAGGCCAGGAGUCGCCAGGCCGUCCAGAACCACACACAGUCCUCUGGAGCUGGUCUGUACCACCAUCCGGACCUGCUGCUGUCCCCCAGCAAACACCCUCGGCAACAAGAAUCCACAUAUAGGAUAUCUCCUUGCCCUCAAACUGACCAAUCACAUAGCACCAGGAAGUCUCCUCGUCCUCAAACUGACCAAUCGCCGAGUUACAGGAUGUCUCCUUGCCCUCAAACUGACCAAUUGGGCAGCUACAGGAAGUCUCCCUGUCCUCAAACUGACCAAUCAGGCAACUCGUGCCACACUGGCAGCAGGAGGUGUUCGUCCCCUCCAGAGAGUGAGCAGCCCCAGAACCAGGGUGGGGGUGUGAGGGAGGCUCGGGGGCCUCUGACCCCACUGAUGAGGGCCCUGAUAGAGCUUGAGGAGACCAGGACCACUGAGGGCCGGGCCCCCUGGUUGGGCAGCCGGAGGCCUACUGUUGGCUUCAUAGAGAGAAACCACAGAGAACCACAAACACAGGACCUUGACAGGGCUAUGGAGGAUGUGGCUGGCCUAGAGACGGGAAUGUCCGGGACAGUCAGGGGUGUGUCUCUGCUGAGAGCCCAGAGAAGUCUGUCUCCAGAAGGCCACAGGUCCUCCUCUCUGCCCCCCCGCACCCAGAGGACCACCUUCCCCCCUACUACACCCACUAAGAGGGAGACCCUAAUGAUGCCUCUGUCAGCUAAGUCCAGCCCCAAACGCUGUCCUGCAGAGAACUACUCCACUGCCUUUGGCAACCCAUCACCACGACAACAGCUACACACCAGGUUUGACGUGGCGUUAGACCAGAGACGCCACUCCUUCCACAACUCCAGCCCCAGGAAGAGACUGUUCCCAGAAGCCUCCCAGCGGUCGUCUGGUGGCUCAGUGGAGUCCUCAGGCAGUGUUGACCCCCAGGAGGGUGUCUUUGGGCUGGGCUGGCAGGAGCAAGGGACUGGGGGGUCAUGCUCAGACCUCCAGGACCCAGGGACAGACCUCCAGACCAGGCUCCACUCCCUGGCCGACGCUGAGAGGAUGUUAGACGAGCUCACUAUGGAGAAACAACAGAUUGAGUCAGCGUUGAGCCGGAUGCCUGGAUCUGGUGGGAGGGUGAGCUUGCAGACCAGGUUAGAUGAGGUGGCCUUAGAGAACCGUCUAGAGAGAGUAAACCGUGACCUGGGUUCCAUCCGCAUGACCCUGAAGAGGUUCCACGUUCUACGCUCCUCUGCCAACAUAUAGCAAUGUUUUUAUUAGAUGACGUCAUAGGUAGGGCCUAGAGUUUUUCUGGUCAGUUUGCAUGGUCAGGAAAUACUCCUGGUCCUAGCUAUAGAUGACUAGAUAUCAACUCUGUGUCCUAGUUAUAGAACUAGUUCUAGUUUUCUGUGCAGUAGAUUGAUACAGAGCCCAUAUUGUCCUCUCUUAACUCUCUCUCUGUAUCAUGACCCACAGUCUUUUCUACACAUAACUCGGGGAUAUUUUUCUAUAUGUUUGGAAGAUCUCACUAUUUGUGGAGUAUAUUUUUUUGAAAUGCGCAGGUUUGUAAAGUCGUUUACUCUUUUUUUUUUUAUGUUUAAAAAAAUACAAAUAUUAUAUGCUUUACUUGCCAUAUUCAGGUCAAUUAUGUCGAUUUUUCAAUAUGGAAGAACCUCCUAAUAUCCAGCAGAGACAUGUACCCAUCUGGAAUGUAUCACUGCCACCUCUGUCUACAUUUUUAUGCAUUGUUUUAAAAUGUUUUAUUCAUCGUACACCGCAUACAAUUGUAUUUAUUACAUUGCAUUUUUAUGUGUUCAUUACAAUGGUGCGUUUAAAAAAAAUUAUUAGAAUAAUAAUCUUUAUAGCCUACAAUGUUCAAUUCUACAAUUUUUGUAUGACCAAGCUAGUAUUAUAUUCUUCAGUUUCACCAUUACUUGAUCCUUUACAAAAACCUUGUACUGUAGCACAUUUUUAAUUGCUUUCCUUUUUCCAUUUUUAUAUAUAUAUAUAUUUUUUAUCUCCUUUGAACAUUCCAUUUGUUUUGUGUUAAUUCCAUGUUGUGAAGGGAGGGAUUUCACCAGUACCUAACCACCCUCUCUUCUCUGUAUACUAUGGAUCUCAUGCAAAAACCAAACCAGCACACAUUUGAAAUAAUAAACACACACACUGCUUGUUGUAAUGCAUGGUAGUUGCACUGUUUCAGUUUCUUUGGUCAAGUUGUGUUUUAUUAACAAUUUUUGCAGUUUGCAAUGACUUGAAAUUAACCUCACUGGAACAAAAAAUGUACUGUUUGCGCACAAUAAAUAAUGCUUACAUUAUUA